AUGUAAACUGUUUAAGAUAAUUCAUCGACAAUAAUUGCUCCUGUUAUUGAUGAAGCGUAAAUCACAAUAGGUACAGAUGAUAGAUAAUCCUAGUAAUAUAUAUUCCUUAUUAUUCUCUAGAUCAUUAAUUCAAGUCAAUCAUCAUGCUAACAUGAAAAGAGUACCAAUAACAGUUGUUUGUCCUUAAUGUAAACAACAAGGAACAACUGUUAUAAUACGUGAGGUUGGAGCAGCAACAAUAAUGGUUGGUUAUUUACUCUUCUUACUAACUACGUAAAUUGAAUUUUCAUUAAUAUAGAAUAUUUUGUUUUUGGAUUCCUUGCUGUGUAGAUGAAUGUCAAGAUGCUAUUCAUUAAUGUCCAAACUGUAAAGCAGAAGUAGGCAUAGGUCCCUAUUAAAUUCUUUGA
Paramecium pentaurelia is the source of this 407-nucleotide messenger RNA. Lineage: Eukaryota; Ciliophora; Oligohymenophorea; Peniculida; Parameciidae. The record is from the annotation of a GenBank genome assembly.